GAAGGCGGCAUUAGAACGUAAAGCAGUUAAAGGGGUGUCAUUUUAAUAUACACCGUGGAGAGAUAUUUUGUUCCGAAAAGCAGAAAUUCUUAAGAGAAUUCAGCAGCAUUACAUCAAACACAAAAUACUUAAGAAAUGAAAAGAAGCGAGCCAUCAGUUUGCUCUUUUAGGAGACCAAAAGUUUGAUGAGGUUGAUGACAUUAGGACUUCAGUGUCUCGCCUCUUACAAAGAACAUUGCUUACAGACGUAGAAUUCCAUGUAUUUGUUGGAACAUCAGAGAGAGUUUUUCCCGCUCACAAACUCAUCCUUGCCUGCAGAAGUCCUAUUCUAGCUGACAAAUUCUACAAGGAAAAAGCUACUUAUGUCAUUUUUGAAUCUGAUGUCGGACCUUUAGGCAUCGAACAAAUGAUUAGAUAUAUUUAUUUGGAUGACAUUGACAGUUAUUCUGCAUUUGCUCUCAAAGAAGGGCUUGAAGCCUCAUUGAAAUACAGUAUUAAAUUCCUAGAAAGCCUUUGCAUCUCCUGCCUCAUGAACGUGGAGAUCACCGGAGAUAAUUUAUACGAAGUACUUGACGCUGCUGACAGAGUAAAACACGACGAAAUUCGUCAGAGAUGCCUAAAUAUUCUUAUGAAUGAUACUGAAACGGUGCUGAAUUCUCCUGCUCUAAGACACGCAAGUUUGAAUACUCUGCUUCUUAUAUUUCAGCUGCCGGAAUUAAAUAUUGAAAGUGAAGUUUGGCUGCUCGAAGCUGCCAUCGUAUGGUUACAGCAUAACCGAAACAGUUCAUCAAGGAAUAAACUGUUGUCCUGCAUAGACAUAAUGGCCUUAGAUGUCGAUGAAUUUUUAGCGGUCACCAAAAAUUUCCAAGUUUUUUUACCGAUAGAGAAAUUGUCAGCAUUCUUUCAAAUAUUCGACAUUUCGGAUCGCCAGAUUUGCCUGCAUUUUACGUAACUCGUAAAACCAAAAGGAAGUUUUUGAAAGCUAAAUGUAAACCUAACGUGAUUUCUAACCUGGGAGUUAGUAACAGUGCUACGCAGACAUCGGAAUUUUAUAAUGUUGGAUAAAGGUACGGGAAUUUCUCCCGAUGAGGCGUAUUUCUUUCCAGUCCAGAAAACUGCAUCUGUACAAACCGCGUUACAUGCAACGCUAGAAAAAAACAUGGAAAUUUCUGAAGAGGAGGUUUAUGUGUUUCACUCAACGGAAUCUCUGACCACAGGAACGCAAACUACAGUAGUUUCAACAUUAGAUGGAUGUUCGCAAGUUUCUAAAUCUGAGGCUGUUUUGUUCAAUAGAAAAGAGACAGUAAACAAAGAAUUUCAAACCACAUCUACUACUACACCAAACCGAAGUUUUCAAACGUCUGAUCGUAUCCUGAGAUUAAAUCAAAAUACCCAGAUGCGUAAAACUGAUUUCGAGAUGUUUAUGUCCAGUAAAACACACGAUACAGAAGUGCAACGGACAUUUUUUGCAGCAAAUCAGGAAAGCAGCCCAGCUCUUGAUGUCGGCCAGCUCUUGUCCUAUAAUUUUGAUAAAACCGAAAACGAGAACACGCCUACUUCAUGGCCAUCUUUACCAGGGAAAAGUCACGCUAAUGCCGAAUGGAAAGCUCCUAAAAAUGUUCGGGAUGAAAGAAUUCGAAUUAAUUUUGAAGAUAAAUCAAGAGAUGUACUUCCUCCCUCGAAAGAAACAUCGAGGAAGAUUAAUGACAUGGUAUCAAUUUCCAGUAAAGAAGACAUCUCAGAUAAAAUGUCAUCUGAAUUCGGCCCAGUUAACAGAAUUCGAAUUGACCUCAUUGGAGAACCUAGCAAAAAAGAGGAAUUGAAUACAUUAAUUCUGAUGAACUUGUGAGCUGUUCUGUAUCUGAUCUCAAACAAACGCUGAAAGUAGCAACGAAAUUCGGAAUAAAAUCUCUGCAAAACCUGUGCGUUUCGAGGUUUACAGACCUGGAUAUCAACGCGGACAAUGUGUUUGAAGUAUUAGAAGCUGCGGACUUCGUAAGACACGAAGAAGUUCGUCAGAAAUGUAUGAAGGUUCUCAUAAAUUAUACUGAAGCUGCGUUAAAUUCUUCUGCGUUUAAAGAUGCAAGUCUGGCUACUGUGCUUUGUAUGUUUCGAUUGACGGAAUUAAACAUUUAUAGUGAAUCCUGCUUACUUGAAGCUGCUAUCUCGUGGUUAAAACAUAAUCCAACUUGUUCAAAAAAUUAACUAUUGUCUUGCAUAGAUAUUACGACACUAAGUACUGAAGAAUUUUUAGGAAUUGUAGAAAAGUUUCCAACAUUUUUUAGUGACAAAGAAAUAGUCAAAAUUCUUUUAAAUAUUAGACAUUUUGGAUCUCGAGAUUUGCCUACAUUUUGCGUUACUCAUAGCGUCAGAAGAAACUUUCUUAAACAUAAGAACAAAAUACCUCAUAAAUUCGAGACUACAGAAACUGCUGAGACAGCGUUUGAAUCUAAAUUGUUUCCUGCAAAAAGGACCACAGGAACAGAAAUAAAAACUACAGCUGUUGUUACUGCAAAUAAAUGUAUUCAAACCUCUGCUUGUACGUAUAUUUCAGAUCCUUCAAAACCAGAGCAAAGAAAUCAGUUAAAUGCGGAAUGGAAGAGUUUUUUCUGCGCCUGUAAGAAUUCUGAAAACACUACCCAAGAAACAGUUCACUACUCAACAGACAAUAAAAAUUUACUGAAAGAUCAGCCGUUAAUUUUCAAUGAAGAACAUUUCUCAGGCUCAGAGGUGAAUAGAGCGGAAAGGAAGCAAGCGUUUUCCGGAAUGUCUUCUACAUGGAAUAAAGAAGAAAUACUCAGGCAGCUGACUGUCUCUUCUUUAUGUAGUGAACAUCCGAGUUGCCAGUCGCUUCCGCCAUCAGAAAUACAUGUAUACCGACUCGGGGAGAAUUGGCCAUUAUCGAGAAAUAACAAAUACAAGCCCAUGAGUGAUCAAUUUAGAUCCCCAGAAAUGAUAAAUCGCCCAAUUAACCAGAAAUUUUCAUGCAGAAUCACAGACGACUCUCACCAUAGCAAUUUACCAACAAGCAUUAGAGAAGAUCCAGUCAGUAAUUCAGUUCAGCCGCCAAGAACGGUAGACGACACUAACAGUAUGUCUAUUCUUCCUUCAAGCUUGAUGGGAGAUUCAAACGGCAAGCCACUUCCGCCUUCAAGGGUAAUGACAGAUCCAAACAGUAAACCAAUUGUGCCCCCUAAACCGAUGAGAAUACAAGAAAUUUCGCCCGGAAUAAUAAAGGAAAAUCCAAGAAAUAAGCCUGUUCUACCCCCAAGACCGAUGAAACAUUCAAGCAAUAAGCCGACUCCGCUCCAACGAAUAAAGAAAGAUCGCAUUAACGACACCAUCCCGUCCCAAGGCAAAUAGUAAUUGUUGCAAUAAUAUUGUUGCUUUCUACGGGUUCGUGGAUUUCGAGUGAUCGAUAACAACACGUGAUGAAGAAUCAAAAUACAAUUUAUUCGCCAGUGUCACUGAGGAGACAGUUCAAAAACACGUUUACAGUCAUCGAAAUGACUACGUUAAAAAAUCAGCAACACAGCCUUUGGGCUAUCAGGCUAUAACAGUGAAGACAUCUUCACGGCAAAGCACUAAAGUACAGCUUCCGACUCGGUUCGGUCACUCUCGGAGCUCAAGGCACUGCUACUGAACUCAACGUACUCUCGAUGACAUACUGAUGAUACUCACCGAUACUCUGCGCAUAGAAAGGGGGUUUAUAUAGCUUUUGGCCUGCCUUCGAGAUCAUUCUGAGCCAAACCGAUGAGAAUUAGUUCUAAAAUGUUCUCCAUCCGUCUAUGGCUUAUCGCCAAAUGGGCGAUUUCGCGCUAAGUCUGGCAACCCUAAUUUUCCUUGCCAUUUGCCAACUUUGUCGGGAAGCUGCCUGAUUGCAGCUGAGCAUUUCGUAACUAUUCUAUAUAUUCAUUAGUAUAUACUUCUAUAUAUUCAUUAGUAUAUACUUCUAUAUAUUCAUUAGUAUAUACUUCUAUAUAUUCAUUAGUAUAUACUUCUAUAUAUUCAUUAGUAUAUAAUACCUAUUACAUAGUAUAUUGAAAUACCAAAGGAAAGAUGUACUUAUCGUUUGUAGUUCAGGUUCACUAAGGGUAUAUAGAAUCUGAAGCAGACAUUAAAAAAUUUCAGGCAUAGGAAAAUUAUAAACCCCUUUAAUUAGUUAUUAAUCUGUCUUAUUAAAUAUUUUUAAAUACUCAUAUAUUA
Messenger RNA from Stegodyphus dumicola, 4206 nucleotides. RefSeq names its product kelch-like protein 17. Gene Ontology annotation, molecular function: protein binding. NCBI's taxonomy places the organism in Eukaryota, Metazoa, Arthropoda, Arachnida, Araneae, Eresidae. The record is from RefSeq and is a predicted model, not a curated record.